ACAGGUCAUUGAAUAGUUAGUGUCAGCUGACUGUCCCUCAGUUGAUGUGAACCACCUGAGUGUCUGCUGAUCAGAGGCUGUGGUGCAUUAUGGGACAUGUGUCUGUUCUCCUGCAGCCGCGGGCGGUGAACGUGGAUCUGCAGACGGACGCCACGCUGCAGGUCGACAUCUCCGACGCCCUGAGUGAGAGAGACAAGGUCAAGUUCACCGUGCACACCAAGAGCACGCUCCCUAACUUCAAGCAGAACGAGUUCUCAGUGGUUCGACAGCACGAGGAGUUCAUCUGGCUGCACGACUCGUUUGUGGAGAAUGAAGACUACGCAGGAUACAUCAUCCCCCCUGCCCCCCCCAGACCAGACUUUGAUGCGUCCAGAGAGAAGCUGCAGAAGCUCGGGGAGGGAGAAGGAUCCAUGACCAAGGAGGAGUUCACCAAGAUGAAGCAGGAGCUGGAGGCAGAGUACCUGGCCAUCUUCAAGAAGACUGUCGCAAUGCACGAGGUCUUCCUGUGUCGCGUGGCGGCUCAUCCUGUCCUCAGGAAGGACCUCAACUUCCAUGUCUUCUUGGAGUACAACCAGGAU
This is a messenger RNA of Paralichthys olivaceus (Japanese flounder), 578 nucleotides long. Lineage: Eukaryota; Metazoa; Chordata; Actinopteri; Pleuronectiformes; Paralichthyidae. The record is from RefSeq and is a predicted model, not a curated record.